Messenger RNA from Sporothrix schenckii 1099-18, 2712 nucleotides. RefSeq lists its product as uncharacterized. NCBI's taxonomy places the organism in Eukaryota, Fungi, Ascomycota, Sordariomycetes, Ophiostomatales, Ophiostomataceae. The transcript has a single exon. Bases 1 to 2712 code for a protein of 903 amino acids. Gene Ontology annotation, biological process: regulation of DNA-templated transcription; DNA-templated transcription. Gene Ontology annotation, cellular component: nucleus. The record is from RefSeq and is a predicted model, not a curated record. Gene Ontology annotation, molecular function: DNA binding; DNA-binding transcription factor activity, RNA polymerase II-specific; zinc ion binding.
AUGGCAGACCUCACCUUUAGCCAUCUCAGCUCCGAUACGUUCGAAGAGGAGGCCCAAAAGAAGGCCGGUCGCAAGCGGCCCCGAGUCCGCAAUGUCAUGUCUUGCAGGCCAUGCCGUGAAAGAAAGGUCCGCUGCGACCGCGAGGUGCCUUGUCAGCCAUGUGCCCAGCGCGGUGUCGCAUCCAAGUGCACAUACAAGCAUGCCAAGACGGCCUCAGUUGGGUCCACAAGCAAGCCGCCGUCGCCCCGUUCACGAGAUUCUACAGAAUCCGACAAGACCUCUCCUCGGAUAGUAUCGACGACAUCGCCUCAGUCGAGUAUUCCUGGUCCAAGGCCGGCUUCAACACGUGCUCCAGCGGCCCUGCCCAUACCAGACAGGCAUCAAACUCAGGACCUUCCGACAAGGCCAUCUCACAAUUCCAAGCAGCAAUUUCAAGGUCAUAUCGUCCACAUAUCCAACCGCAAGACGCGCCUCAUUGGUGUCAGCCACUGGAUGGCCCCGUGCAGCGAGAUGAUGGUAGUCAAUGCCAUGAUCAACCAUACACACGGCCUUGAUGCGUGUAUGAGAGAGUUUGCCGACCUGAAAGAACGGUUACGUCGUGCGAACACCGGUAUGGCCCUGUUGCCUGCAGGCAGUCUAGCAGCCAAUGGCGGGAUGACCGCGUCCUUUCUUUUUUCUGUGCUUCCGGACAGGACGUCUUGUGAACUGUGGAUCGGCCGCUUUUUCCGAAGCUAUGGCCGUAUCUACGACAUAGUGGACCCGGGCACGUUGACAUGCGAUCUGCACAAGGCCUUCUCUUUUUCGACAGAGGAACGAGGUGGAUACGCUACUGCGAUGGACUCUGUCUACCUGCUUCGGAUUCUCGUGACGGUGGCUCUCGGCAUGCAAAUGUCAGAGGCCAAUCGUGUCCAUGGCCGCCAGUUGGCGUGCCUUGUUGAGGAAUUUGUCCGACGUGCUUCUCGUGUCCAAAAGCCCUGCACGGGAAGUCUGCAGGUUCUUUUGCUGCUCAUUCUUGUCAGAACCGUCAUGGGCUCCGAGAUCGAUGGGGAAUACGACUGCAUGGGCCUUCUCGGGCUGACGAGCAACAUCGUUACAAGAAUGGGGCUCCACCGCAGCCCAGAAAUAUUUCCGGAUGCGUCGCCCUACUUCAUACAGCAACGAAAACGGCUUUGGGCGUGCUAUUUGCGGCUGCACCUCGCAUACUGCAUACGCACCGGGUCUCAACUCAAUCUGCGCCUGGACGAUAUCGACUGCCCCUUGCCGUCGGCCAGCGUGCUAAAGGCCCCCUUGGCCGCCAUGCCGGUUGACGAGAACAUCAGCAAAUGCUUAAGAGAGUGGACAGUGGACGACGAGAGUGCGCAGAACGAUGCUUCGUUCAACUAUGCCUCCGCCAAGUUGGCCAACGUUGUGGUACCGAUUCACCAAAUCUUGUGUUCGGCUAAACCCCUAGUCAACAGUGAGCAACAAGACCUGUUGCAGCGCGGCUUCGCCUCCCUUGUAGAAGAACUCCCAACAAGUCUCCAGUCCGGGACUCCGGUGUCUGAUCCUACGGUCGAACUACAACGCAGCCUGAUAUCCGUCGGUAUAUACAGCUUUCUUCUCGUUGUGUCGAUGAGCUACAUCUUGUCCAACUCGGCGACCGAGCUGGUUCCGUCCGACGAUCUCGCAACACAACGGCCUCGGCUUCUUGAGAUAUGGGACUACACAACGUCCAUCUUGACCCAGUUCCAGUCUCUCUCGCAAAAAGAAUCCGAUGGACGGGCGUCGAGGGCUAGUUCAAAGUCGACAUCAAGUCUAGCGUCUCUGCAAUUGUCCGACUACCCGAACACGGCGGCCAGUGACGCCAGCACCAUGACCCAUCAUUUGAUGUGGACGGAUGCUGGCCGAGCAGCACUUAUUGGCUGUGUUGUUGUUGGCCGUCUUCGGCGCCAUGACAUUGAUAAGACGAUGGCAUUUUCAGUUCAUCCACGACAAAAGCACACUGCGUCCAUCUUCCAACAGAUGCUCACCCAGUCUCUGUCGGGGCUCCUUGACUUGUGGCGUGGCAGGUCGCACUUGGGGCCCGUUACAGCAAAGACAUGCAUGAUUAUCGCCGUCGCCAUCGCGGUGACGAAUAGUCUCUAUUCCGACUUUGGUCAUAUUUACGACAAGGGCGUCGAGGCGGCCACUCAGCAGAUUGCCGAAAUAGAAACUGCCCUAGAGAAGCACGCAAAUCAGACCAUGUCGACCUCGAGAGAACGGGACUCCGCCAUAAGUAUGGAUGAUGCCGCUGCCGCGACCGCCGCCGUUGCUCACUUCGCAGCCACGACUCAAGCUCCUCAUCUGCUACCAGGCCAUAAUGCCCUGUCCAUGAUGCCCACCACGUCUGCAGCUGCCAUGCCGCUCAUAUCUCCGGGUACACUGCCGCCACAAAUGGUAGUACUGGGUGCAGCGCCCCAGGCUUGGAUACCAAUGGGAUUGGCUGGCCGUGGUCCCGGCCAACUUUCCGAUGUGUCCGCCACUGGCUCGUCAGUAGGCACAACGCCCGAGUUUGGUGAAAUUAGUGGAAACGGACCUACAGUUGGCAGCGACAUGUUCGGGCUCGACUUUAGCUCAAACAUGACGGCUGCUCCCUACACCAUGGCCAGCAGUUUUGAUAGUGCUCUCAUGGACGACUUUGACUCGUCGUUUCUCGACUUUUCAAAUGACACGAUAAUGAACAAUAUGUUUUGA